UUACACAAUCCUGGACCCCUAAGUGGGACAGUCAGAUCAAACUCACACAACUCCCUGGUGGAAACAGGCAGAGACAUUCUAGGUUUGAUUUAGUCUGGGAUAAGAGUUAACAUUUGAAGUGAAAAUACUUCUGUGAGUCGACAUGAAGCCAGCAGUGGUUCUGCUGGGCCUCGUCCUGCUGCUGGACACCACCUUUUCUGCUGAGGAGUCCUGUUUGAACCGCUGUGGCUCCUUUGACCCACAGAGGAAAUGUCAGUGCGACUCCAUGUGUGUGUACUACGGGAGCUGCUGUGCUGACUUUGACGCCCUUUGUCCCAAAAAAGUUGCCCGUGGCGACACCUUUGAGGAAGCAGAGGAAGUACCAGAAGCGCUGACAAAUAUCAACACUACAACUAUCACACCAACCUUUGCCACAACUACUCCAGCCCCUUCUCUAACCACCGCCAUGCAACAGCCCACACCACCUGUAGAUGCUAAUGCUGCACCCUGCAGCGGUCGCCCUUUUGAUGCUUUUUUGCAGCUGAAGAAUGGGUCCAUUUAUGCAUUUAGAGGUGAGUACUUCUUCGAGUUGGAUGACAAGUCCAUCCUUCCUGGCUACCCCAAAUUAAUUCAAGAUGUAUGGGGAAUCCCUGGGCCUAUUGACGCUGCAUUCACACGCAUCAACUGCCAGGGAAAAUCCUACAUCUUUAAGGGGAACCAAUACUGGAGGUUUGACGGAGAUGUCAUAGAUGAAGACUACCCAAGAGAUAUUUCAGUUGGCUUUGAUGGCAUACCAGACAUCAUUGAUGCUGCCUUUGCUGUACCAGCACCAAGUCACCGCGGCAAAGAGAAAGCCUACUUCUUUAAAGGGGACAAGUAUUAUCAGUAUGAGUUCAAACAGCAGCCCUCUCAUGAGGAGUGUGUCCACAUGAGCAGGUCCUCCCCGUCUGUGUUGUUCACCCACUAUACGGACCUCUUCUGCGAUCAGACGUGGGAGGAUGUAUUCUUUGACCUCUUUGGAGGCCCAUUCAGCAGCCACCAUGUAGGUGCACGUUUCACCAGCAGGGACUGGGUGGGUAUCAGGCCCCCUGUCGAUGCUGCCAUGGUGGGACAAGUCUACCUCAGACCCAAGCCCACACCGUCCUCUCCUCCACCAUCAAUGAGGCGUGGAAAUCGGAGGAGGAGGCCCAGCAGGAGGCGUGGACAUCGGGGGAGGCACAGUCGCCAUGUGUUUGAUGAUUUGUUUGGUUUUGAUGAUUGGUUUGACAUCAGUGACUACAGCGACAUUGAAGAGGUCAUGAUGCUGGAGCCCAAAAAAACCCCUGUUCAAAAUGUGUAUUUUUUCCAAAGAGAUAAGUACUACAGGGUAAACCUGCAGACCAAACGGGUGGACUUCACCAGCCCUCCAUACCCACGAUCCAUUGCAAAAUAUUGGCUGGGGUGCAAGCAGGAGGCAAUGCCUGAUACAACAAAAGCAGAGAAGAAAUAAGCCUGCUGACUGAGUCAAACUCUGUCUUUCAAACUUGUGUAUUUUUGCUAAAUUGUACAGUGAUAACAAUGUGAACCCAUGAUAGCUAUUGUUGUAUUGUUGCUUAAUGCACACUGUAGUAAAUUUCCUUAAAUUUUCCAUUUUAGGUGGAAAGAUUGAAUCCUGCUUGACUUAAUAAACUUGAUAAUGCA
Molecule: messenger RNA, 1659 nt
Organism: Cheilinus undulatus (humphead wrasse)
Lineage: Eukaryota; Metazoa; Chordata; Actinopteri; Labriformes; Labridae
Gene: vtnb
Product: vitronectin b
Exons: 8
Coding region: 143-1468 (441 amino acids)
Biological process (GO): cell-matrix adhesion; immune response; cell adhesion mediated by integrin
Molecular function (GO): extracellular matrix binding; scavenger receptor activity; polysaccharide binding
Source: RefSeq, a predicted model, not a curated record